Molecule: messenger RNA, 3125 nt
Organism: Neopsephotus bourkii (Bourke's parrot)
Lineage: Eukaryota; Metazoa; Chordata; Aves; Psittaciformes; Psittacidae
Gene: DNTTIP2
Product: deoxynucleotidyltransferase terminal interacting protein 2
Exons: 7
Coding region: 34-2466 (810 amino acids)
Biological process (GO): RNA processing
Cellular component (GO): nucleolus
Molecular function (GO): RNA binding
Source: RefSeq, a predicted model, not a curated record
AGGGCGGGCGGAAGAGGCGGGCGCGAGGACAAGAUGGUGGUCACCAGGCGGGCAGGGGCGCGGCGCUCGCAGCCGGGGACGCCGGCCGGGGGAGGAGGUGGCAGCCCCACCGGGGUUGAGAGUGAGCCCGCCGGAGCGGGGGAGAUGGCAGCUGCUGAACUCUGUACUCCUGUGUCUGUGAGGAUGACUAGGAGAAGAACUAGAUCCAUUUGUAAGCCAGACGUAAUUCAGGAAUCUCAGCUUGAAGAGUUGGAACAUGCAGAAACAAAGUCAAAUGUCGGGGAUAGCUUAGAGGUGGAAAUGACUAGAAAUGAGAACGCAACUGUCCAUUCAGUACAAUCAGUUGCUGAACCACAAGCUGACGGGGAUGUGUCAGAAGCAGAAUCAAACUGCUCUGCUGCAUCUGGUCUUCAGACACCUUUGUUUAUAAGGGUAACAAGACGACGAAAAAUUGUAGUUCCUUAUCAGCCGGAUUCUCCUGACAAAAGAAGAUACAAGAGGACAGCUUUUCUAAAUAAGUUAAAUGGGAUUCCGGAUGAAGAUGAUGUUUCUGAAGCUGAGUCUUGUUCCUCCAUUGUUACCAGGACUACGAGAAGCAGGCGAAGCAAAAAGGGGUUGCAGCCAGAUACAGUUCAUGAAGCCCAGAGUGAAGAUAUUUCCGAUGCAGACUCAUGCUGCUUAAGCUCUCAUAUGGAACCAUCCAUCACUAACAGACGAGUUACUAGGAGCAUGGAGAUCAAAUCAGAAGCAGAACAUACUAAGCAGGCUGAGAAGGGAAACAUAAUUGUUUCAGAAGAUGAGAAUUUAACUGAGGACACUGUUAAAUCUGAGCCUGGCAUUUCUGAUUCUAGACCAGCUGCAGAACUUGUUUCUGACACAGAAGAUGCUUCCCCUGUCACUGAGGGUAAUGAAGAACCCAGUUCACCUAAAAGCAAAUGUUCCUUCAAAUCUGCCAAUACAACCCAGGGUGAAGGCAUGAAAGAAGAGUCUUUGCAUGAUGUGACACCCAGCAGUCUUACAGAAAUGAAACAAAGUGACAGUGAAUCACCUGAGAAAAGAGCAAUUAAAAAUACACAGUCUGUUGGGGCUGAUGAUUCAGAGGAAGCACGUGGCCAAGUACAAGAAAACUACAGUAAAGUCCUUGUGAGGGUGGAAAAGUUAGAGCACAUGAAUUUCUCUGAUAGUGUGAGUCCCAAACAAUUUUUAGAAUUCCAAGGGCAAAUAACACUAGAUAAAGAUAAAAAAGAUCCAGAAUGCAAAAGAGAGGGUGCUGAGGCAGAUCCACAGCAGCCUUUCACCCAUGCUGGUAACUUAGGAAAGGAUGAGCAAGCUACUGAAGUGAGGAGUCCACAGAAGGAUGAAGCUGUUGCACAAGGAACUGACAGCGUUAGCGGAUGCAGGAUGCUUGAAAGCAGCGAGGAUAGUGCUGAAGAUCAAGCAGGAGAAUAUGCCAAACCUGUACCUCACUGCAGUGAAAUUCCAAGCAGUGAAAAUAAUUCCCUUGCAUUGUUUCUGGCCGAAGAUGAAAGUGAUGAAUUUGAAGAUAGUGCUGUGGCAGACACAGAUAAAAUUGAAGAGAAUCUGUAUUAUAAAGAGGCAGAUAAGACGACUCCUUCCCUCAGCAAAUCUUUAGAAACCAGUUCACUGGAUGCGGAAGGGCUUUUUGUAAUUGAUACCAAGCCUGGCAUAAGUUCUGACCGAAAGUAUUACCUAGAUCAAAUUGACCAAGGCAGUGAUGCUGAAAGUAAGCAUGAGGGAAGUAAAAAAAGUGAAGAAUCGUCAGAUCUGGAAGAGGCUGAAGAGGAGUUGAUAGAUGAAGAUGAGAAAGAAGAAGAUGAUGAUUUAUUGAAAAAUAAGACUGAUGUUUUAUGUCUUUCCACCAGCAUAGACCCUGGCUUGAAUAUCAAGAAGCUUGGAGGCUUAUAUAUUAGUUUUGAUGCAGAAAACCAGAAGUCUAAAUUGGGUGCAAUUAAACAACUGAAGGAGAAACAGAAGGACCAGCUCUUGCAGAAGAGUGUAAUAACUCCAGAUUUUGAGAAGAAGGAAUGUGUCCCACCCUACAGGGAAUCACUUCACCAGCUAAAGAAACAGCGCAGGGCAGAGCGAGAGAAGACCACAGGUGAUAGUUGGUUUGGUAUGAAAGCCCCAGAAAUCACAACUGAACUGAAGAAUGAUCUGAAAGUCUUGAAGAUGAGAGCUUCGCUGGACCCGAAGCAUUUUUAUAAGAAAAAUGAUAGAGAUGGUCUACCCAAGUACUUCCAGGUUGGAACCGUGGUUGAUUCUCCCAUAGACUUUUACCAUAGUCGAAUCCCUAAGAAACAAAGGAAGAGAACGAUUGUUGAAGAGCUGCUGGCAGAUUCUGAGUUCAGAAGAUAUAAUAAAAAGAAGUAUCAGGAGAUCAUGAGUGAAAAAGCAGCUUUUGCAGCAGGGAAGAGGAAUCGGAAAAAGAAGAAAUUUCACAAUUAAGACGAAGAGAAAUAACAAAGGUGGAACAACUUCUUGGUAUAAAACUUUUUACAGAAUGCUUUGCUUGUGGUGGUUUUUCUUUUUGAAGAUUGCAGGUCAUGUGCACAUUGUGGGUUAAGGAUUUCUUGCAGUAAGAAUGUUUUGUAGGGAGCUUUAUCCACUUACAAGGUAUCUAAAUUUGAAAUUGCUUGAGAUUUAAAAAUCUAAAUAUUUUUAAUUGAAAUUAAUCUUUUUGUAAAAAAAGAUAAUGAUAUGAAAGCAUAUGGUUAAAUCUGAGCACAAAACCCAACUGCAUGGAUUGUGGUCUUUUCAGCCUUCAGUCUUUGCAUCAGUGAAUUGGUAUAUUCAGUUUAAAAUCAUGUUUAUAAUUCACCUUGGGACCCGUUACAUACCGGAACAGAUUUUUCCAUAUCUUGUCAGAGCUCCUGCUGGCCAAUUCUGUAAUAGGAAAUAUUGAGAAGUAGUUUGGUUGCGAAGUGUUUAUUUUAACACUGACCAUAAUGGACUUGAGAGUGUCCUGGAAUCAGCAUACACACAUAUGCUUGCUUUCAGAUACGUAGAGAUACAUAAUUUAUAAAUAAAUAUAGGGAAGUAAUAAAGAAUAUAUACAUUAUAUAUUGUUUAAUGAAUAAAACAACAUAAAUAUGUAAUAUAUACAA